Penicillium vulpinum is the source of this 873-nucleotide messenger RNA. RefSeq lists its product as uncharacterized. The record is from RefSeq and is a predicted model, not a curated record. Bases 1 to 873 code for a protein of 290 amino acids. The transcript has a single exon. Lineage: Eukaryota; Fungi; Ascomycota; Eurotiomycetes; Eurotiales; Aspergillaceae.
AUGCCAGAGGAAGAUGAAGCGAAAGAUGCCGUACUGCCCAAGAUCCCACAACUGACCAUGGAGACAAACAUUAGCGAGUGGUGUAGUACUGUAGACGAGGAUCUACACCCAAACUACCUAAACUUUAUAGUUGACGUUUCGAUCCCUCACCCAAAACUAUCCGACCCAGAUUACAAGAAUUGGUAUCAGUGGUCGACCACUGUUUAUCGGCUGUUAUAUUCGAGCAUGGAUGAGGAUGUCCAGAAUAUGAUUGACAAGUUGUCUAACCAACCUGAGGUUCUUCUUACGUGUUGGCUUUUCAACGCUGUUAAAACGAUGGCAAGCAACCGCACUGCCAUUCAAGCCGCCAAUCAGUGGCGCAAAUGGUACGCCCUCCACCGAUCCAACUACCCAUCGGCCGCAGCCUACAUCAUCGCGUACCGAACACAAUAUGACAUCGUACGCAAGCUCGAUCAGGCUCCUAGCUUUUUUAUCUCCCUUUGGGCUCUGCUGCAGGAACUGAGAAAUGAGCUUCCAGAAGCCAGAUGCGCCAUUGAAUAUCUGGCCUUGCACAAAAGUCCAGAGAGCAUCGACUAUGAUACUUUUGCGGCGCACUGCCACCAUAUGGUUACCAAGUCUAACAAGCCCGAUCUUGCAUUCAACAACAACCUCCCGGGCAGAGAUACCCCUCGCCCGCGCGGUUUUGAGCUUCCGAACCAUCGAAGUGCCAAGUCAUGGGUCAAAGAAUGGCGCCACCACAAACCUCAGCGGGAGUGCCAUGGAUGGUGCUCCUUUUGUGGCAUUGAUCGGCACCGCUGUCGCCGAUGUCCGUAUCUAAAGAAGAAUCCGCAUGUCGGAUUUUCGCUGCAGCCCGGGAUCCGGUGUUAUUCGUAA